Aspergillus saccharolyticus JOP 1030-1 is the source of this 1349-nucleotide messenger RNA. RefSeq names its product DUF1774 domain-containing protein. The record is from RefSeq and is a predicted model, not a curated record. The coding region runs from base 1 to 867 and encodes 288 amino acids. The transcript is spliced from 4 exons. Lineage: Eukaryota; Fungi; Ascomycota; Eurotiomycetes; Eurotiales; Aspergillaceae.
AUGGCUCCUUACAACCCAUUUGCCAGGCGUGAGUCUCACACCAGGGCUACCCUGACCACUUACCGCAUCCUGGUUCCUUUGUCAUGGUUGCUGGUGUUGAUAGUUGGCAUCUACUACUCUUCCAACUCCCCCGAUGAUGUGAAGCAUGGUCAUUCCAUCUGGAAGCAAGCCAACAAGCACAUCACUGCUUUCAGCUUGAGUACUAUUAUCACACGCAUCUACUGGGUCAUCCUUCUUCUCUCUCAGAUCGGCUACGUCUAUCACCUUUUUUCCAAAGACGCUGUCUUGGUCACCGGCGCGGCAAACGUGGGAACUCAUUUCAUUCUCAACAACUUGUUCACCUUCGCUUGGAUCCUUCUGUGGACUCGCAGUCAUUUCUGGGGAGCAGAAAUCAUCCUGAUUGCCCACUUCAUCAACCAACAUGCGACGUACUGGCGUCACCGCACCCUGAGCCCUCUUGCUCAUCUGUCCGCUGUUGCGGCUCCGUUCGCUUGGACCCUCAUCGCACUCUUCUGGAACGGAGCUGUUGCUGUAAACAGCAACAGCCUGCCAGCGAGAAUCGUCGCUAAUAUCUUCAUCUGGGUGCUCUUUGCCGUGGGCUCUGGCCACAUCCUCGUUGCACAGGAUGAUCUCCUCGGAUACAGUUUGAGCUUGCUGACGCUCGCUCUUGCGGUGAAGCAAGUCGGUGUGAAGGUGAUUUCUCUGCAGUGGAUUUUUGCGAUCGUUAUCUUCGCCAUCUUCUUCGUGGAAUCCCUCUACAUCUCCAUGACCAAGUACACCGGCCGCAAUGUGCUACUCCGUAGGACUGGAGAGUCUGGUACUACUGACCGCGAGAGAGAACCUCUCCUCAACGAGCCAACAGCCUAAGCUUGAUCUGCCUUGUCGUGGACUCCGAGCUACUCGGAACGGAGGCUAGCAUGUAAUACUUCUAGCCGUGGCCAGACUGAAUUGGCAUCCGAAAGGAAUGCUGUGCGCAAAUAAUCCUUCUCGUAAAUGCUGCACGACUUUGUGUUUCUCCUAAAACGAAGUGCCGUUCAUGAUGAAACCGGGUGUGCUUCAAUGGUGAAUAUGGUCCAGUUUUUACUGCUUCUCCGGUGGAUCUUUGUUCUUCAUGUACAUUUAUUGACAACAGUAGCAUGGCGUCUCUUUCUCAUGUGUCCGCUCGUGAAUCUGUCUCGGUUCGGUCGAUCUGUCCCCACUGUAUCCUCUCUUAGUCUCAAAUUGAAUGUGGUUCGGUACUUAACAAUGAUGAACCUUGGUAUUAUUUUUUAGGAUCAGAGUUGAUAGCCGGGUUCUUGACGCAUGUUCCACCGAGGGACCCGGUGUCCGUGCGGCUUCUUCUCGCUUGU